Messenger RNA from Capra hircus (goat), 3626 nucleotides. RefSeq names its product VPS33A, CORVET/HOPS core subunit (gene VPS33A). The record is from RefSeq and is a predicted model, not a curated record. Gene Ontology annotation, cellular component: CORVET complex; lysosome. The coding region runs from base 64 to 1854 and encodes 596 amino acids. The transcript has 13 exons. Gene Ontology annotation, biological process: intracellular protein transport; vesicle-mediated transport. Lineage: Eukaryota; Metazoa; Chordata; Mammalia; Artiodactyla; Bovidae.
GGGCCACACGUAGGGGAAUGCAGAUCUGGUUGGAGUAGGGGGUAAAGGGGGCGGUGGGGCAAGAUGGCGGCACACCUGUCCUACGGGCGAGUGAACCUCAAUGUGCUGCGCGAGGCAGUGCGUCGCGAGCUGCGCGAGUUCCUGGAUAAGUGCGCGGGAAGCAAGGCAAUAGUUUGGGAUGAGUAUCUCACUGGACCCUUUGGCCUGAUUGCACAGUAUUCACUGUUGAAGGAACAUGAAGUGGAAAAAAUGUUUACACUUAAAGGAAGUCGUUUGCCAGCAGCCGAUGUCAAGAAUAUAAUUUUUUUUGUCAGACCCAGGCUAGAAUUAAUGGAUAUCAUUGCUGAAAACGUGCUCAGUGAAGACAGACGUGGCCCAGCAAGAGACUUCCACAUUUUGUUUGUGCCACGACGUAGCUUAUUGUGCGAACAGCGGUUGAAGGAUCUGGGUGUUUUGGGAUCCUUUAUUCAUAGGGAGGAGUAUAGCCUAGAUCUUAUUCCUUUUGAUGGAGAUCUCCUAUCCAUGGAAUCGGAGAGUGCAUUCAAAGAGUGCUAUCUGGAAAGUGACCAGACCAGCCUGUACCAUGCAGCCAAGGGGCUGAUGACCCUGCAAGCUCUAUACGGGACUAUCCCCCAGAUCUUUGGGAAAGGAGAGUGCGCCCGGCAAGUGGCCAAUAUGAUGAUCAGGAUGAAGAGAGAGUUUACAGGAAGCCAGAAUUCAAUAUUCCCCGUGUUUGAUAAUCUCUUGUUGCUUGAUCGGAACGUGGAUUUAUUAUCGCCUCUUGCCACUCAGCUUACGUACGAAGGACUCAUUGAUGAAAUUUAUGGCAUUCAGAACAGUUAUGUGAAACUACCUCCGGAGAAAUUCGCCCCUAAAAAGCAGGGCGAUGGUGGUAAGGACCUUCCCACAGAAGCAAAGAAGCUUCAGCUGAAUUCUGCAGAGGAGCUGUAUGCUGAGAUCAGAGAUAAAAACUUCAAUGCUGUGGGCUCCGUGCUUAGCAAGAAAGCAAAGGUGAUCUCCGCAGCAUUCGAGGAAAGGCACAACGCCAAGACGGUUGGGGAGAUCAAGCAGUUCGUUUCACAGCUGCCCCACAUGCAGGCAGCGCGAGGCUCCCUUGCAAAUCACACCUCAAUUGCAGAGCUGAUCAAAGAUGUAACUACUUCUGAAGACUUCUUUGAUAAAUUGACAGUGGAGCAGGAGUUUAUGUCUGGAAUAGACACUGAUAAAGUCAACAGCUACAUUGAGGAUUGUAUUGCCCAAAAACAUCCCUUGAUCAAGGUGUUAAGGCUAGUUUGCCUCCAGUCUGUGUGCAAUAGUGGACUCAAACAGAAAGUUCUGGAUUAUUACAAAAGAGAAAUUCUACAGACCUAUGGCUAUGAGCACAUCCUGACCUUGCACAACCUCGAGAAGGCUGGUCUGCUGAAGCCGCAGACGGGGGGCAGAAACAAUUACCCAACUAUCCGGAAAACGUUACGCCUUUGGAUGGAUGAUGUAAAUGAGCAAAAUCCCACGGACAUAUCGUACGUAUACAGUGGUUACGCCCCACUCAGUGUGCGACUGGCCCAGCUGCUUUCCCGGCCUGGCUGGCGGAGUAUUGAGGAAGUUCUGCGCAUCCUCCCAGGGCCCCACUUUGAGGAACGGCAGCCGUUGCCCACAGGACUGCAAAAGAAACGUCAACCAGGAGAAAACCGAGUCACUCUGAUCUUUUUCCUCGGGGGUGUAACCUUUGCUGAAAUUGCUGCCCUGCGAUUUCUCUCCCAGCUGGAAGAUGGAGGUACAGAAUAUGUCAUCGCCACCACUAAACUAAUCAACGGGGCCAGCUGGAUAGAGUCACUAAUGGAAAAACCUUUCUAGGGUGUUCCAAGUAGACUUACCAAUGAACUACAGAAUAAACUGCUCCUUUGAAGAAGUUACGGGAACAGCAGUGCAGUUCCAUGGAGAAAUAACAACAGGAAUGCAGAAUUUACUUUGGGGUCAGCUUCUUAAAUUAGGCUGUUUUUUCCUUUCAGUUUCUCUUUUGGGUUCUUAAAUUUUUUAAAGAAGAAUGGAAGAGACUCAGCCUGUGUAAAAGAAAUCCCAGUUUUUAAUGUUCUGAGCCCAGGAUCGCCAUUAGAGACCUCUAGAAAUAUAUGAAGGAUGGUGGGGAUGGAUAAUCUAUUCAGCCAUAAAUGGGGCCAGUUCUUAAGAACACAGGGACCAACCAGGUAAAAAUGAAAAUAAAAGUGGAAGUCCAACCCCUAAUAAACAGUGCUGAAUUUCUUGGAGGUGCAUCAUGCCUAGGGCAGUGGCCAAGUGUUAGGGGUCUGGGGCUAGUAUCUCAAAUCCCUGAGUUUGAGAUUUUUUCCUGUCGAACAUGGCACCUUACAUCCAGUGUCACCAGUCUCUAUGUUACCCGGUCGUCAGGGCAAGUUUUGGCUCCUUCUGUUUUUGAUUCCUCUGCUUCUAAAAAAGCAAAAGGUUUGGAAGAGCUUCUUGCCCCAGAACAGAGUUUACGCUCUCACUGAUCAGCUCAAUUGAUGUGGGUCCCCGACUUAUCAAGGGCUUUUUACAUUGAGGAAGACAGCCUUCUGAGAAUGUAUUUGAAGAUGUGUUCUUAGUGCAUGUGUUAUUAACUCGUAAGAAACUUCAGUGGUAGAUGCCUUCAGUUUUCUUCCCUGCUCAUCGUGAGCCCCACCAUCCAGCUGGUUCCCCCCGUAAGCAAGGACAGCUUUGCUUCAGCAUGUGGCAGCUCCCCCUCCCAGGUAAGUGCCACACCUGCUGCCCCAACAGUCUGCAGCCAUUGCUUACACAGCCGCCGGUGUUUGUUUUGCUAGGAAACACCCAGCUCCCUGGUCUGGUGAUGUCAUCCCCCUCCGGUAUAGCUUGUUGGUGAUCCAGGCAUCCAGCUGCUACCUUUCCCGGGGGAGACUGCUAGGCUGUGGAACGGAGGAGGGAAGGUGCUGGCGAAGUUGGAAAUCUCCCUCCUGCUCUGUCCCAGCAUCUGAAAGAGUUAAGGCCAAGAAGGGGACUAAAUUAAUGGUUUUACAGCCCUUGCCCAAGUCUCCAGCAAAAUUAGUUGACACCCCCCCCCACUCUUUGCUGGGGUCCAAAGUCAGUGUCCCUCCCCGGAUGUCAUUUUUCUCUUUAAAAAAAAAAAGAUUUGGCUCCACUGGGUCUCAGUUGCAGCACUUGGGAUCUUCUUCACUGCAGCAUGUGGGAUCUAGUUCCCUGACCAGGGAGCAAACCCAGGCCCCUGCAUUGAGAGCGCAGAGUCUUAGCCAGCAGAUCACCAGAGACGUCCCCCGAGGUGUCAUUUCUGUUGUUAAUUAGUACCUGUACAGGUUUUUGUCUCUAGUGAAAUUGUUAGCACACACCAUGUUAUGAGUGAAGGAGAAAUUCUGCAUUAAAAAAAAAUCUCUGGAAUGUAAAAAUGAGGGGUAGAAGAGGGAAUAUUUAAAAGAUUAGCUUCUUGUGAAUUUAACUUGGUUUUAACAUUCAGUAUUUGGAAAGGUCUUAAAGAAAGCAAUUCCUGUUUUAGGAAUCCUUUCUCAACCCAUUGUUAGCCCAGGGAGAUUAGUUUAUACCUUCCAGCCCCAGUGGCCCUCAGUCUCAGCUGCUGUAGAAAAUAAAACGCACCUUGUCCGUCA